AUGAGCCGCUCAUAUGAUAAAAAGAAAAUAAAGGUAUGUUUCUUCUUUUCUUGUUUUGUUUUUAGGUAUAACCGAAGCCAAAACGAUGAUAGAGGAUUAUCAUGAGCUAAAGAUGGUAUAUUGGGAUAGUUUCUAGCUUUUUUGAUGGUUUUUAGUAACAAUAACGGGGUAACGAGUUAGUUAUUUGAUUUUACUUUCACUUGUUGAAUAUAGUGGGUCAGAUGGUUUAGUCUGUAGCUUCAAGCAAUUUAUUUUGUUUGAGUUGAAAAUUAGUAUAAAGUUUUUUUAAUUUUUUUUUAUCAUGUUCAUAGUUAAAUUUCAUAGCUUUUGCUUAUUAUAUUUUUGAGAUAUAGAAAUUUUUGUUGGAUUUACUUAAGUUGUUUUGUUUUUACUAUAUUUUGGUUUUACUCUAAAGUCGUUUGAUUCUUCUUGAACAGUUUAGGAAAAGCGUUACUAUAAAAGCAAAGAAUGUAAAAUUUAAUAUUUUAGGAAGAACCAUGUUCAUCAAGUUCUUUUUCACCAGCUGUACUUUAUACCGACCUAGACAAUCCUUUCAAUGACCCCAACUUCUCUCAACCGUUUGUAUGGGGCAAGAAAUUGGCAGCUGAAGGAAAGAAGAAUUUGAGUAAGAAAGAAAUUGAGAAAAUGCAUAGGAAUCAGAUCAAGAAGAGUGUAGAAGAGAUGGAACAGCUAAAACAAAGUCGACUGACACGCCAAGCAGCCCGAGAUGAUAUUGAAUUUUUGGCGAGAGAAGAAGAACGAAAGAAGAAUUCAGAUUUUAGUGAAAUUGAACGAAAGUUUCAUUUGCAGCAGGCUCCAUUGAGGUCUCAGAUCAGAAUCAAGGGGAAUCGAGCGAUGCCCAUUGACCAUCUGGCUGUGUAAGUUAUUUUAUUUUGAAUUUUAGGUACUAUUUUCCGCUUUUUAUAUAAUUCUAACUUCAUAAUUUUAGGUACAUAUCCUUUGGCAACGAUAAGAAACCAAAGCCCUUUGAAGAGCUAGAAGAUGUCGAGCUCAGGGAUCCGAAUGAAUAUGUGAAAGGACUAACAGAAGAGCAAUAUGAAGAUUUGAUAGCUGAUGUCAAAGUUUACCGUUUGCUGGAUACAGAAAAGAAGCAAAAGGAGUUCUGGGACGAUGUUACGACAAUAGCAACAUCAGAGCUGAAGAAGCAAAGGGAAUUGAGGAAGAAUGAAGCCGUUCACUCUGCCGUACAACAAGAUGUUAUCAAGACGUUCAAGGUAAGGGUUUGUUGUUUUUUUUCAGUUUUAGGUAAUAUUCAAAAUAUUAAUGGCAAAAACUUUAGUAA
This is a messenger RNA of Bursaphelenchus okinawaensis, 1303 nucleotides long. NCBI's taxonomy places the organism in Eukaryota, Metazoa, Nematoda, Chromadorea, Rhabditida, Aphelenchoididae. The record is from the annotation of a GenBank genome assembly.